Molecule: messenger RNA, 1611 nt
Organism: Orussus abietinus
Lineage: Eukaryota; Metazoa; Arthropoda; Insecta; Hymenoptera; Orussidae
Product: putative inorganic phosphate cotransporter
Exons: 7
Coding region: 55-1593 (512 amino acids)
Biological process (GO): transmembrane transport; monoatomic anion transport
Cellular component (GO): plasma membrane
Molecular function (GO): transmembrane transporter activity
Source: RefSeq, a predicted model, not a curated record
GAACCACGUCGAGGAGUAUACCAAGGAGUGCCUCGAGGUACACGGAGAGGCACCAUGACGGUCGGACUCGGGACCAGGAGGAUAUCCAGGGUGGAGAUGAUGAAGAGCCCCUCCUGUAAACCGAAAGCUCUGAUAGGAUGCAGACACGUGCAGAUCCUCCUGGCGACGUUGGGAUUUCUGUGCUGUUACGCAGUCCGAGUGACCAUGUCAGUUGCUCUGGUUGCCAUGACCGAUCCCAAAUCAGCUAAUCCGGACUACGAGGGAUUCCAAUGGGACGAAACCACUCGGGGCUACAUCCUCAGUUCGUUCUUCUGGGGAUAUGUGCUGACACAGAUCCCAGGAGGCAUCGUAGCUCAGCGUUGGGGACCAUGCAGACUGUACGGGCUCUCUGUAGGAAUUUGCGGUCUCGCCAGUCUAUUUGGUCCGUUGGCAGCUCAUUAUGGUGGAUGGAAAGGGCUGGUAUUCUGCAGAAUAGUUGCAGGCCUUUGUCAGGGCGCUGUACUGCCAACCAUUCACACAUUACUCUCCAAAUGGGUGCCACAAGAGGAGAGGGGCAGACUAUCUGCCUUCCUUUACUCUGGUGGAUGGAUUGGCAAUGUGAUAUCCCUGCUGAGCUCUGGCGUGCUCGCAGCCUCGGACUAUGGAUGGCCUAGCUGCUUUUAUGUCUGGGGGGGCCUCACCGUACUCUGGUCAAUCGUUUGGUGUUUCCUGGGUAAGGAUUCACCCGCAGAUCACCCUAGCAUACCACAUGACGAGAAAGAGUACAUCGAGAUCAGCUUGGGAACUGUCUUGGAGGUUGGUCAGGUUCCUUCAACACCAUGGCGUCAUAUGUUGACAUCUUCUCCAUUUUGGGCUCUUCUAGUUACACAGUGUGCUCAGACUUGGGGCUUUUGGAUGCUUUUAACCGAAACUCCACUGUAUAUGAAUGCCAUCCUGGGUUUCAAUAUUCAAGAGAACGGAUAUAUGUCUUCUCUUCCUUACUUGACGGCAUGGAUCCUUAGCUUUCCAUUCAGCUUUUUAUCCGAUUUGCUCAUUAAGAAGAGAGUCAUUGGUACCGGAAUGUCACGCAAAAUAUUCAAUUCCAUCGGGCAGUACAUUCCUGCAAUAGCUCUCAUUGGUUUGGGAUAUGUACGAGCAGAUCGGCCCACUUUGGCAGUGACUAUUCUCGUAUUGGCAGUCGGAUCUAAUAUCGCCGUAUACUGUGGUCAUCAUGUCAACCAUAUGGAUCUUAGUCCAAACUUCGCUGGCACCAUGAUGGGCGUUAUCAACGCUGUAGCUAAUGUUUGGGCUAUUGCUGCUCCACUUAUCGUUUCAGAAAUUGUUAAAGAAUCGGGUAACAUUUUACAAUGGAGAAUCGUUUUCUUCUUAUCAUCUGGUAUUUAUGUUGUGGGGAAUACCAUAUUCUUACUUUUUGGAACUGCAAAAGUUCAGAAGUGGAAUGAUCCUAGUCCAAAAGAUGAGAUCGUGCUGGAAUCAGCCCGACAGACCAUUUUAAGCCAACCUGAUUUGAAUCAUUCACUUCCACUGAAAAGUGAAACCACUGAAUUGCAUAAUUGUUCUCAAGACGAAUGCAGUGCCGAUGAUCGUCACUAGCAGAGUUACAUAUGUCAC